Messenger RNA from Teleopsis dalmanni, 730 nucleotides. RefSeq names its product allatostatin-A receptor-like. Gene Ontology annotation, cellular component: membrane. The transcript has a single exon. Gene Ontology annotation, molecular function: G protein-coupled receptor activity. Gene Ontology annotation, biological process: G protein-coupled receptor signaling pathway. Bases 44 to 730 code for a protein of 228 amino acids. Lineage: Eukaryota; Metazoa; Arthropoda; Insecta; Diptera; Diopsidae. The record is from RefSeq and is a predicted model, not a curated record.
AACACCAAACUCUUUUUACGAACAUUUGCAACACUACCACAUCAUGGCUAAUUUAAACAAUUCGACUCUCAUGCUGCUGAACAAUUUCGUCGCUGCCCAUACCAUCAGCAGCAAUAACAAUAACGACGAUUAUAUUGACUUUUCCACCAGCAGCAGCUUCGCGACGAGCAAUAGCAAUAGCAACAGCAACCCGAACACAACAUUUUCGGCGAUCAAAAAUGACACGGAAUUUCUUGAAUUCUAUGGCGAAAUACAAAGCCUCGUAUCCAUAAUUGUGCCCAUCUGUUUUGGCAUCAUUGCAGUGACUGGCUUUUUUGGCAAUACUUUGGUUAUUUUAGUGGUGCUACUGAAUCAACAGAUGCACUCAACAACAAAUCUGUUGAUUGUAAAUUUAGCAAUUGCGGAUUUAUUGUUUGUUGUCUUCUGUGUGCCAUUCACAGCUGCAGAUUAUGUUACAGAUAUUUGGCCUUUCGGAGAUCUUUGGUGCCGUAUUGUGCAGUACCUAAUUGUGGUGACGGCGUUUACAAGCAUUUACACACUGGUUUUGAUGUCAAUAGAUCGAUUUUUGGCUGUGGUACAUCCGAUACGAUCACGCAUGUUACGCACAGAGAAAAUAACCAAAAUUGCUAUUUUUACCUUGUGGACGGUGAUACUGAUUAUAUCGUUGCCAGUACCAAUGGCUCAUGGAGUGUUGGUAAGUAGAAAUAUUUCAGGAGGACAAAGAAAUUGA